This is a messenger RNA of Hydatigera taeniaeformis, 720 nucleotides long. The record is from the annotation of a GenBank genome assembly. NCBI's taxonomy places the organism in Eukaryota, Metazoa, Platyhelminthes, Cestoda, Cyclophyllidea, Taeniidae.
AUGCAAUCCGUGGAAUCUUCUGUUUGCUCAGCUUCUUUUGAUUGCGACGACCUGGUCAUUGAGCAUGGUUCGAUUCGACCCGCGGACUUAUUCGACCAUGAUACCAAGCUGCCACACUUCAUUUUCACUCCGACUGGUUCCACAAUCUGCGCUUACUCUCCUAAUCGUCUCCAUUGUCAGUUCGCUAACGGCAAACAGUUUUCAUGGACGCCAUCCAACGUCAAUGCCUUCUUCUCCUCAUUGGAAAACUGGCCACUCGAUGCUCCUCAGUCCUGGAUAAUCGCAGAGGCCACUUUUCUACCAUCUACUUCAUUUAUUGUUGUUCUCUUCGUACCUUCGCAGAACCUUAGGCCCAUAAGGUCUCUUCUUUGCCUUCUAAAUCUCAGCGAUGAAAAGUCAGCCACGUUCACCCGAGUCAUCUCUCUUCGUGGAAGGGCUGAAGCUAUUCAUGCAAUUGCCGUGGAUCGCGAAUCUAUUUCUCCUUUCGAUGGCAUCGUUGCUGUUGCUUUUGAGCGCGGUCUUUUGGCUUUAGUGGCAUCUCAAAGCUCUUUGAACACUUUUCACUACCUGACACCUCGUGGUGAAUCUAUUGCCAAGCUUCCAUCCUCCUCCGUGAGAAUCACCCUUUUGCAGUACGUCCCACAGAUCAAAAGUCUCGUCGUUGGAUUCAAUUUUGGCGGCUGGGAGAUGUGGAGCUUGACAAAACUCCAGCUUAUGUGA